Hevea brasiliensis (rubber tree) is the source of this 860-nucleotide messenger RNA. Its product is annotated as homeobox-leucine zipper protein ATHB-40. Gene Ontology annotation, molecular function: sequence-specific DNA binding; DNA-binding transcription factor activity, RNA polymerase II-specific. Lineage: Eukaryota; Viridiplantae; Streptophyta; Magnoliopsida; Malpighiales; Euphorbiaceae. The transcript has 3 exons. Gene Ontology annotation, biological process: positive regulation of DNA-templated transcription. Gene Ontology annotation, cellular component: nucleus. The coding region runs from base 131 to 766 and encodes 211 amino acids. The record is from RefSeq and is a predicted model, not a curated record.
AAUGAACCCCUCCCAUGUUUCUUCCAACUUGUCCACUCCUUUAACAUAGAACACUACUCAUAAAAAGAGAGGAGAGGAAAAGGAAAGAAAAUAAAAGAAAAGGAGGGGAAAAAGGGUGAGAAGCUAAAAGAUGACAACCACUAUGAAUCUCAGUAAGGUUGAUCAAGAUCACAUGGUUCUCCUCUCUCAAUUGUACCCUGGUGUAUACCCACAAAUGGUUCCACAGCAAGGUGAGCCUAAACCACGACGCAGGCGAAAGAAGAACAAAGGAGGAGAAAACGGUGUAACUGUUGCCAAGAAGAGGAAACUCAGGGCUGAUCAGGUUAAUCUUCUUGAGAUGAAUUUUGGUAACGAACAUAAGCUGGAGUCUGAGAGGAAGGAUAAGCUUGCUUCAGAGUUAGGACUUGAUCCCCGUCAAGUUGCUGUUUGGUUUCAAAACCGAAGGGCUCGCUGGAAGAACAAGAAACUUGAGGAAGAGUACACUAAGUUGAAGACUGCCCAUGAGAGUAAUAUUGUUGAGAAAUGCCGUCUUGAAUCUGAGGUUUUGAAGCUUAAGGAGCAACUUUCAGAAGCAGAGAAAGAGAUUCAACGAUUAACAGAACGUGUUGAUGGGGUUUCAAGUAAUAGUUCUAGUUCAACUCUGUCGAUGGAAGCCAUGGACACACCAUUUCUUGGAGAAUUUGGGAUGGAAGGCUAUGGGGAUAUUUUUUACAUGCCAGAAACCAAUUACAUUCAUGGCAUGGAAUGGUUUAAUCUCUAUGUGUAACUAGCUUAAUUAAUUUUAGCUUAUGUAGAUACUAGUUAAUUAAGUAACAAUCCAAUGUAAAUUUUAUCUAUCUAGUGCUUAAUUAUUAUUAUUA